Molecule: messenger RNA, 1422 nt
Organism: Thermochaetoides thermophila DSM 1495
Lineage: Eukaryota; Fungi; Ascomycota; Sordariomycetes; Sordariales; Chaetomiaceae
Exons: 2
Coding region: 1-1422 (473 amino acids)
Biological process (GO): molybdate ion transport
Molecular function (GO): molybdate ion transmembrane transporter activity
Source: RefSeq, a predicted model, not a curated record
AUGCCCCAUGCCGAACCUUCUUCCCUCUUCUCCCUAAUAGCCUUCCUCGCUGACCCCACCCCCGAAGGCGGCAUCGCCGAGCUGGCCCGGCGCGCCCGGUACAAUGUUCGGACGCUACUCAGCAACCCGGCGGGGGAGAUCUCGGGGGCACUGGGCGACUUGGGGACCUUGCUGCCGAUUAUGAUUGCAAUGACGCUGCAGGGGGCGGUUGAUCUCCCUGCGACCCUCGUGAGCUCUGGCGUGUGGAGUGUUGUGGCGGGUGGGGUUUUUGGGGUGCCGGUUGGGGUGCAGCCUAUGAAGGCCAUAGCAUCCACCUCCCUCUCCCACCCACUCCCCCUCGAAAUCGUAACCGCAUCCGGUGCCCUUGUCUCGCUCGCUCUCCUUCUCCUCCUCGCAACCAACCUCCUCCCCCUUCUUGCCUCUUCCAUCCCCCUUCCCCUCAUCAAAGGCAUCCAGCUCGGCGCUGCCCUCCGUCUCGCCCUCUCCUCAGCAAACCUCAUCCUGCCUCUCCCCUGGCUGCCUUCUUUUUCUUUAACCGGCGGUUUUCUUAAUUGCCGGGUUGCUGCUGCUAUCCUGUUUUUUGCGGCGUUUGCAGGACAGAGGCUGGCGCCGCGUUUUCCGACCACGCUUGCACUUUUUCUCUUAGCUGCCGCCUUUACAUCCCCUUCCCCUGGCGAACCCCAAGACUCUCCCAAACUACAACACAGAAUCAUACCACCCCCCAACUUCAUCUCCGCCCUAACCUACACUACCGCCCUCGCCCAACUCCCCCUCACCUUGCUCAACUCCAUCCUGGCAGUAACUUCCCUCGCAGAGACCCUCUACCCCCCUUCUCCGCUGACCCUGCUGGGUUUACCCCCCAGCGAAGAAACCUGGACACCCUCCGCUCCCUCAACAACUUCCUUAGCCCUCUCCAUCGCACUCAUAAACCCCUUAACUGCCAGAUGGGGCGCCAUGCCGCUGUGCCACGGCGCGGGCGGUCUCGCAGCGCAAUAUUUCUUUGGUGCGCGCUCCGGCUCCGCCAUCAUCUUGCUCGGUCUAGUCAAGCUCGCCCUCGGCCUGUGGACCGCGUUUAUUGGUCCUCAAGGGGAAUAUACAGUGAUAGCCUGGUUGAAAGGGUUUCCGAAGAGUGUGCUGGGGGUAAUGGUAUUCCUGGCCGGACUGGAGCUGGCAAAGGGGUGUUUGCCUGGCGAAGAAAGGCCUGGGGUGAAGGACGUGGAGGGGGAGAGGGAGUCGUGGGUGGUAACGAUGGUAACAGCGGUCGGGGGCGUGGCGUAUAAGAAUGAUGGGGUUGGGUUUGUGAUGGGUUUGGGAAUAUGGGUGUUGCAGAGGGGGGAGAGAUGGUUAAGACAGAAGGGGGAGGGAAGAAGGGGGGAGAGCGAGCCGCUUUUGGUGCCAGGUGGGUUUCCUGAGCAGGAGUGA